This is a messenger RNA of Exophiala dermatitidis NIH/UT8656, 822 nucleotides long. RefSeq lists its product as uncharacterized. Gene Ontology annotation, cellular component: nucleolus. The record is from RefSeq and is a predicted model, not a curated record. Gene Ontology annotation, molecular function: rRNA (guanine) methyltransferase activity. The coding region runs from base 1 to 822 and encodes 273 amino acids. The transcript has a single exon. Gene Ontology annotation, biological process: rRNA (guanine-N7)-methylation. NCBI's taxonomy places the organism in Eukaryota, Fungi, Ascomycota, Eurotiomycetes, Chaetothyriales, Herpotrichiellaceae.
AUGUCCCGUCCAGAAGACCUCCUCCCCCCAGACCUAUACUACAAUGACACCGAGUCCGCGAAAUACACCACAUCCUCACGAAUUCAAGCAAUCCAAGCAUCCAUGACAAACCGGGCGUUAGAACUCCUCGACCUCCAAGAACCAUCAUUCAUUCUCGACAUCGGCUGCGGAUCAGGUUUAUCCGGCGAAAUACUUUCAGAAGACGGCCACAUAUGGGUAGGGAUGGACAUAUCGCCCAGCAUGUUAGAUAUUGCACUACAGCGGGAAUCCGUCGAGGGCGAUCUAUUCCUGGCAGACAUGGGCCAAGGAAUCCCCUUUAGGGCCGGUACCUUCGACGCCGCGAUCAGCAUCAGUGCGAUCCAGUGGUUGUGCAACGCCGAGACGAGCGGUGUCAGCCCCGAGGGACGGCUGCGUCGGUUUUUUGACGGGUUAUAUGCCUCACUGCGCAGAGGCGCAAGAGCCGUCUGUCAGUUCUAUCCGAAAAACGAACAGCAGCGCACCAUGAUCAGUCAGGCUGCUGUGAGAGCCGGGUUCGGCGCAGGUAUCCUCGAGGACGAUGGCGGGACUAAAAACCAAAAGACGUAUUUGGUCUUGAGCGUCGGCGGCGGCGAUAUCACUGGCACAGUGUCAAAGAUGGAGGGCGUUGAUAUUGAGGAUGGGCGGAAACUGAGAGAAGCAAUGCAAAAAGGCAGGAGAAAGGGUGACGAUGUCAAGGGUAGCAAGCAGUGGAUAAUGAAGAAGAAGGAGAAAAUGAGGAAUAAGGGCAAGGUUGUGAAAUCGGAUUCGAAAUACACUGGGCGGAGGAGAGGUCCCAAGUUCUGA